AUGCGUGAACCGAUGACAUUAUUUGAACAAUCAAAUGUUUUUCACAAAAUAAAUCGUCAACGUUUACCUUUUGAUCAGACAGUACGACAUCCUCCUGUUUAUUCUUCUUUAAAUAAUGUUGAUGAUCAUGAUCUAGAAUUAAAAACUCUUUCAUUCGAUGUUUAUACUAGUAAACAUCUAGUAACAACUGGAAAAUCGAUCUUACCAUACUCUGGACGUCAUCAUUUAGACGAAAUUCUUUUACCUGCUAUUGAGAAAGAUAUUCAUCGUGAUGAAAAUCAACGUCGAGGAAAGAAAAAACGUCCUUCCUAUCGUAAAUCACUCUAUCAUUCAACUUUAUCUAGUUCGACUCAAGUUGAUUUAACUCAAUUGACUGCUCGUGGUACGAAACCAGAAAUUCAAACAAUAAUACCAAUAGCCAAUGACGAUGAUACAAUUGGUAAUUAUCAACGUCAUUAUGCUCCACCACCAAGUCCAUCCGAUGAUGAAAUUGAACGAUUAUUAUAUAAACUAGAAGCAGUAAAUCAAUCUCGUUCACCUUCACAACAAUCAAUUAAAGAGAAAGAAGGAUAUAUACCAUUUCGUUUGCCAACACUCUAUCGACCAGCACAAUCUCGUCGUACAUGGAUAAAUUCAUCACCCAAAGAUGUUAGAUCGACUCUAUCGAAUUAUCUUGGAAAAUAUUACUAA
Messenger RNA from Rotaria sordida, 690 nucleotides. Lineage: Eukaryota; Metazoa; Rotifera; Eurotatoria; Philodinida; Philodinidae. The record is from the annotation of a GenBank genome assembly.